GGUAAAUUCAACCACAAACUCUAAGUAUAAAUACACCACACACAAAUCUCACGCUAUCUCAAGCUGUCAUAUAUAUAUAAUUAUUCCACUCUUUCCAUGCUGCUUCGCUCUUGCCGUGUAAUCCCUCGAGAAACUCAUCGCAUUUUCAUUUCCAGAUCGAUCAGUUCGAGAAAGUUCGAAAUGGCGCCUCCGAUCUUGUCCUUGGCUCUUCCUUCAGAGACCGGUCGCGUUCUCAGCAUUCAAUCGCAUACUGUUCAGGGAUAUGUUGGAAAUAAAUCAGCUGUCUUUCCUCUCCAACUAUUGGGCUAUGAUGUUGAUCCAGUCAAUUCAGUACAGUUCUCAAAUCACACAGGAUAUCCAACCUUUAAAGGACAAGUUUUAAAUGGACAGCAACUAUGGGAGCUAAUGGAAGGCCUCAAAGCAAAUGACUUGCUGUAUUAUACUCAUUUAUUAACAGGCAUGCCAAAUGAAUUGCUGUGUUAUUUUAUUUAUUUAAUUAAUGAGAAAAUUCUUCUUCUAUUUAUUUGGAUUAGUUUUUGCUGUUAUUUUGCAGGCUAUAUUGGUUCUGUUUCAUUCUUGAACACCGUAUUGGAAGUUGUCAAGAAGCUUCGUUCUAUAAAUCCAAAACUUACAUAUGUUUGUGAUCCUGUUCUGGGUGAUGAAGGGAAGCUUUAUGUUCCACCAGAGUUGGUUGAAGUAUAUCGUGAGAAGGUUGUUCCAGUGGCUUCAAUGCUGACCCCUAACCAAUUUGAAGCAGAACAAUUGACUGGAUUCAGGAUUGUAUCUGAACAUGAUGGCCGGGAAGCUUGUAACAAGCUUCAUGCUGCUGGACCUGCAAAGGUUGUGAUAACAAGCAUCAAUAUAGAUGGUCACCUUCUUCUUAUUGGCAGUCAUGAAAAGGAAAAGGGCCAGUCUCCUGAUCAAUUCAAGAUUGUGAUACCCAAAAUUCCUGCAUAUUUUACAGGAACAGGGGAUCUAAUGACUGCGCUCCUGCUUGGAUGGAGUAAUAAACACCCAGAUGAUCUUGCAAAGGCAGCAGAGCUCGCAGUAUCAAGCUUGCAGGCAGUUCUGCAGAGGACGUUGGAUGAUUAUAAAACAGCUGGGUAUGAUCCCCAGUCAAGCAGUUUGGAAAUUAGAUUGAUCCAAAGCCAGGAUGACAUUCGCCACCCACAAAUUAAAUUUAAAGCUGAAAACUACUCCUAAAAUGGGUGGAAUUUCUGUGUUGGAAAUGUAUUUUAUUCUCGUAGCAAAUAAUUGGACACUCGUGGUUUUGUCCCACAAGCUAUUCCGUUGAAGGCAGUAAAAUUUUGCAUAUGGCAACGGUAGGAAAUAUUAUGUUUUUUUUAUAUUUAAUUUAGAAAUAGGAAAAAGGAAGGAAAGGAAUAUUUUAUAUGCAAAUGGAUGAACGAUGAAGGAUAAAGCCUUUUUCUUCUUCUUUUUUCUUC
Populus trichocarpa (black cottonwood) is the source of this 1445-nucleotide messenger RNA. RefSeq names its product pyridoxal kinase. The transcript has 12 exons. NCBI's taxonomy places the organism in Eukaryota, Viridiplantae, Streptophyta, Magnoliopsida, Malpighiales, Salicaceae. Gene Ontology annotation, biological process: pyridoxal 5'-phosphate salvage. Bases 97 to 1203 code for a protein of 368 amino acids. Gene Ontology annotation, molecular function: pyridoxal kinase activity. The record is from RefSeq and is a predicted model, not a curated record. Gene Ontology annotation, cellular component: cytosol.